Thamnophis sirtalis is the source of this 1816-nucleotide messenger RNA. The record is from RefSeq and is a predicted model, not a curated record. Lineage: Eukaryota; Metazoa; Chordata; Lepidosauria; Squamata; Natricidae.
CAGCAUUUAAUUAAUGGAUACCAAAAGGAAAUUUAUUGGUAAAGGUGGAAAAACUGGCCGUGGUAAAAAGAAGCUUACAAAAAAUAAUGCAGAUCCUGGUCAUCCAAAGAGAGUCAUUAGAAAAAAUGAAGAUAUAAAACCCACAUUUAAAUCUAAGAAAAAUGAAAAAGGAGGCAAAAAACCUAAUAAAACUGGCGUGAAACAUUGGAAAAGUAAGCAACUCUCAGGGAAUGUUUCCAGAAAGCGCAAAUUUCAAGGUGAUACAGAAGGCUCCCAACCUAAAAAGCCUAAGUGGGCUGACAUCAAGAAGAAAAAGAAGGAAAUAAAACAGAGCCGCCAGCUGAAUGAGAAGACCAAUUAUGACAUAAUUAUUAAAGGAAAACAGAUUUGGGAAGCUCUACGUCGAAAGUUUCACAGAAUUAAGCAAGUCCAAGUAUUCUAGGAACAUUGUGAAGAAACUUCUCAUGUAUGGAACAAAACCACAAAUUGCAGAAAUAAUCAAAAGCUUUAAAGGUGAGGUUAAAAAGAUGUUACGGCAUGCCGAAGCAUCCACGGUGGUGGAAUAUGCCUACAAUGAUAAAGCCAUUCUUGAGCAGCGGAACAUGUUGACGGAGGAGCUUUAUGGUAAUACAUUCCAGGUCUAUAAGACAGCAGAUCAAUCAACCUUGGGUAAAGUGCUAGAGAUUCAGCCCGAAAAGCGAGAAGCCAUUAUGGAUGAGAUAAAACAGAUCCUUACCCCAAUGGCUCAAAAAGAAGCUGUAAUAAAGCAUUCAUUGGUACAUAAAGUUUUUUUGGACUUUUUUACUUACGCUGUCCCUAAACAGAGAUCUGAAAUGAUUGAAGCAAUUAGAGAAGCUGUCAUUUACUUGGCACACACCCACGAUGGGGCCAGAGUAGCCAUGCAUUGCUUGUGGCAUGGGACUCCCAAGGACAGAAAAGUGAUUAUGAAAACAAUGAAGACGUAUGUUGAAAAAAUAGCUACAGGUGAAUUUUCACAUUUGGUUUUGCUGGCAGCAUUUGACUGUAUUGAUGAUACCAAACUUGUGAAACAAUUGAUAAUAUCUGAAUUGAAUAGUAAUUUAGCCGCUGUUAUAAACAACAAAUAUGGAAGGAAAGUCCUGCUAUAUUUAUUGAGUCCACGGGAUCCAACAUAUUUUUCCCCAGCAAUAAUCAAAAUCCUGCAACAGGGUGAUGAAAAUUCUCACAGUAAAAAGGAUGCAGAUGUUCGCCAUGGUGAGCUUCUGGAAGCCAUUUCCACUCCUUUAUUACAGCACCUCAAUGCACAUGCUGAAGAAAUGGUGAUGGACAAAGCUGCGUUCAUUGUAGUGACAGGCAUCCUCAAGGCUGCUGUCGGCGAUGUCCAGCCAGCGAUGAAAGCCAUCGCUGGUCUUGCUGCAAGAAAGAUGAUUCCGGGGGGAGAAGAUGGACAGCUUCACAUUGCUGAACAUCCAGCCGGUCAUUUGGUGCUUAAGUGGCUAAUAGAACAAGAUGAGAAGAUGAGUCAGUCUGGCAGAGAAGGAUGUUUUGCAAGAAUCCUGAUAGACCAUGUGGGAAUUGAUCUUCUAAAGACCUGGGUGGAUGUGAAUCGUGGUGCAAUUGUUCUGUGCCGCCUUCUUCAGAGCUCUGAUCAAGAAGUUGCAACACAAGUCAAAGAUGGACUAAAGAGCAUUAUUCCAAAACUAAAAAGGACUAAAGACUGUACAGCAGCAGCAAAGGCAUUGCUGGAGAAAUUAUUAUCCUAAUUUAAUAAUUAUUCAGUUCCUCUAUGACAGGGGUGUCAAACUCAUGUCAGGGCAUCAUCACGUGACGUAUCAGG